AUGUCAAUGGACUCGUAUGGAGUCCGGAGGUCGGACACCACCAAAGGGCCGCCUCUGCGCAUCCUGUCUCUUGACGGCGGAGGCGUUCGAGGCUAUUCCAUGCUCAUCAUCAUCCAGGAACUCAUGCACCGAACCUUUGUCGAAACCGAAGGCCGCGCACCCAAACGACACGAAAUCCCGAAGCCAUGCGAGCACUUUGACCUCAUCAUCGGCACAGGCACCGGCGGCUUGAUCGCAAUCAUGCUGGGCAGGCUGCGCCUGGACUUGGAGACUUGCAAGGAGCUGUACGUCCGGAUGACGAAGAUGGUGUUUGAGACGGACAAGACGAUUGCGGGCAUUCCAUACCGAUCCACGCUUUUCAAGGCCAGCAAACUGGAGGAGGCCAUCAAGCAGGGAGUUUGGGAACAUACGGUCCACGGAAAAGAAGGCAACGACCACGAGGUAGAAGUCGUCAACCCCCUGCGUUCAUCAAGUCGCUCAAGCUCAGGAUCUGUAAAGCGACACACUAGCAACGCCAGUACUCUUAGUUUCAGUGCGCGCCAUCCUUCUGGCCAGGUAUCUACUCGACCGAUGAUGAAUAUGAGACAUGGCAACGGAAACGCAAGAUUAUACGAUGCCCGAGAGCACAGAACCAAGACUGCCGUAACAGCAAUGUACAAGGGAUCCCAGCGAGGAUCACCCCCCGUGUUGCUGCGCUCAUACGACUCUCGCAAAGAGCCUCCGCCAGAGUUUGACUGCAAGAUCUGGGAGGCCGGACGGGCGACUUGCUCGAUCGGUCUGGCCUUCAAGCCUGUUCAGAUUGGCCAGUCGAUAUUCCACGACGAUGGCGCUGGCACUUUCAACCCCGCACCCGAGGCGUUGGAUGAGGCAGUGAUUAACGAAUGGCCGGGACGAGAAGUGGGAGUGUUUGUCAGCGUUGGCACUGGAAGGCGGCCUCGUGGGAGUGACGGGAACCAGCAAGUAUGGUACGAGGGAUUCCUGGGUGAAUUCGCCGAGGCACGGAGAAAGAUGAUCUCCAAGAUUGAAGGCUGCGAAAAGAUUCACGAGUACAUGCUCCACGAGCAUCUUUCAAAGCGCGGCGUUAAUGUCGAAAACUACUACCGCCUCAACGUCGAAGUGGGCGUUGGUGAGUUUGGCAUGAAUGAGUGGAACCGACUCAGCGAAAUCAGCACUGGUACUCGACGAUACAUGUCCAAUCCAGACGAGCAGACGAUGAUCCACGGUAUCUCGACAAGGCUUGCCAAGAUCCACCGAGCAAAGAUUCGAUGGGAGCGCAACUCUGCCAACGUGCCCGAGUUGGUCAAGUCGACUUCAGACACCAACUAUGAGCAACCUUUUGCCAUCGAACUCCCCGGUGACAUGCCAACAACUUUUGCACACAGCCCGCAAACCCCCCGGAGCCGUUCAUCCUUUGAUUCUGCGCCGGAUAGUUUACAUCUACAGGCAAAUACCCUGUCUUCGCCCCGAGUCUCUAGCGACCACAUUCGACCGGGCACCGGGCACUCUCGUUACGGAAAACCGGCCCCUGUCCUCGACAGCAACGUGGUUGACAUGUCGUCCCCAAACCAGUACAGGAUUCCUCCAUUUGCUGAUGACAAGAUUGCCAUUAUGAGCCCCGACGAGGAGCCAAAGUAUCCGGCGCCGCUGUCACUCAAGUCGCCCACUCAGCCAGAGCCGCCAGCAGUGCCGGCCAAGAUGGCGCCGCCUCUGCCACCAAAGACGCCCAUUUCGGAAUAUGGCCACCGGCCUAGAGACUCGGAGACGUCGAUCCCGCCUUACCCACUAGACGAUGAUGAGAGGCCGCCUCCCAUCAACAUGGCACGGAAGCCAGAGUAUCUGCAGUAUUAA
Molecule: messenger RNA, 1848 nt
Organism: Trichoderma gamsii
Lineage: Eukaryota; Fungi; Ascomycota; Sordariomycetes; Hypocreales; Hypocreaceae
Exons: 3
Coding region: 1-1848 (615 amino acids)
Biological process (GO): arachidonate metabolic process
Cellular component (GO): membrane
Source: RefSeq, a predicted model, not a curated record